GGGGCGCGUGGACGCGCAGGCGGUGGCGCGCAGUGUUCUCUCGUGGAGGACGUGAAGGGAGAACCGCGGAGGGGCGAAAACUUUUACGCAGGCGGACUGUCAGAGCGUGAAGUUUCGUUUCGACGCUUAUGAGGGACACGAGACAUGUCUGAGCUGGAGCUACAGUGAGACGGAGAUGCCCAAACGACGCUCACACACAGGAGAUGUGGACUGAGAGAGCGUAGAACACACACACACACACACACGCGCUCUGAUUGGCGAGAUGGGCUCCAGCCUGACGUGUGCGGGUGGGAUUUGGGCGCUGUUGUCGCUGCUGUGCGCCGCCGCGUCCUGCGUGGGCUUCUUCAUGCCCUACUGGCUGCUGGGUUCUCAGAUGGGGAAGCCUGUGUCGUUUGGAACGUUCCGGCGGUGCUCGUACCCGGUGCGGGACGAGGCGCAGGGGGGAACGGUGAUGCUGGAGCAGUGUGGACGAUACGCGUCAUUCCAGGGAAUUCCCAGCCUGGAGUGGAGGAUCUGUACGGUGGUGACGGGGACAGGCUGCGGCCUGCUGCUGCUGGUGGCGCUGACCGCUAUCAUGGGCUGCUGCGUUACUGACCUCAUCUCGCGCACCAUCGGGCGAGUCGCCGGGGGGAUACAGUUUGUAGGAGGUUUGCUGAUUGGCUCUGGAUGUGCCCUGUAUCCUCUUGGCUGGGACAGUGAAGAGGUCAGACAGACCUGCAGCAACACCUCCAACCAGUUUCAGCUCGGUUCUUGUGAAAUCGGCUGGGCGUUUUACUGCACGGGUGCCGGAGCUGCGGUUGCUAUGCUGAUUUGUACGUGGUUGUCCUGCUUUGCCGGGAAGAAGCAGAAACAGUAUCCAUACUGAUGCUACACCAGAACCCACACCAGCAGGAGCAGCUGCCGUCAGGGACUAAUGAGAGACCAGACUUCACUUUACGGCCUCUGAGUUUCCUCAUGAAAACAUAAGCGCCAUUGUUUCAUGACUGUCCGUUAACGUUUGACCUGCCCUUUGGGAUCCAAAGGGCAUACGCCAGUACAGCUCACCAAACCACACACACGGCUUAAGGCUGCAUCAUCAGCCGGAUAAUCCUUCAAUCUUAAAGCUAAAGACUCUUGUUUAUAAUACCCGUUUUAUUUUUCGCAUUUAUUUGGCGUACAAUAACUGUUUGUCCUCACUAUGUAACUGAACCUACUCUGCUACAGUGUGUGUUGUUUGUUUUUUAUUAUAAUGGACGUUAUAUUCUGUAUUUAUAUUAAUAUCUUGUUGUUGGCCUUAAAUAUCUCCACAUGCAAUAAACAUCGUUUGAACUGGAGGGUUUGUUCAGAACAGAGAAUAACCUCGUCAUUAUGUACUGUAACGUCUGAAACAGCUUCGAUGUUUGUUUUGAAGUAUUUAUCCUGGCGUUUUGCCUGAAAAUAAAUCACCCGUUUUGUUGUGUUUGUAAAUAAAUACGGUUACAUGACCAAAACGCAGUGAGCGGAGAAUCACA
Pygocentrus nattereri (red-bellied piranha) is the source of this 1490-nucleotide messenger RNA. RefSeq names its product LHFPL tetraspan subfamily member 6 (gene lhfpl6). The transcript is spliced from 5 exons. The record is from RefSeq and is a predicted model, not a curated record. Bases 263 to 865 code for a protein of 200 amino acids. Lineage: Eukaryota; Metazoa; Chordata; Actinopteri; Characiformes; Serrasalmidae. Gene Ontology annotation, cellular component: membrane.